CGUAAACCGGGUUUUUUUGGUAAUCAAAAUGUUAGAAGUGUUUGUGACAGUUUCAAAUAAAUUUAAGAUUUUUUUACUAAUGAGACUAGAAGAAUAGGUUAACAAUAAAAACAAAAUGAUGUUCGAUUCUAGCAAAACGGAUGCUAGAAAAGUUGAUUUAUGACAAGUCACGAGAAUGUUGUUCAUACGGUUAGAACUGCAUGCAGAGUACGUGGCGUGGAAGACGAUAAGGUUCAGCCAAUAGUUUCUUCUGUCCCCUCCUCUAUCUCUUCCCUCAAAACUGACAUUUAUGUUUUAAGUAAAACCAGCAGGGCACACCGAGACAAAGAUAUCACACGAUCCUAUGACAAAUAGUUAAAAGUACAUAAAACUUUGACAAAUACUAUGAAUGGUAUAAAAUAUCAGAAUCACAGUUCAGUAUACCACAUCCAUCACCUAUAUUAACUUUUCAACCAAUUGUCUCUAAGAUACACAUAUAUUUCAGCAAUCUACUUCUAAUCAAUGUUGAAAUUAUAACACAAUCUAGGCAUAUUUUUUCUCCUUAUAUAAAAUAAUUGCUAAUUUUAGUCUGAUCUGCUGCUCUAUGAAUAUUAAUCUCUAUAAAUACUUGAAAUCAAAAGAAGAAAGUUCAAUAAAAGGAAAUAAAAAUACCAAAAAUCAAAGCUAUAAAAAUACAGACCACAAGCCACAAUCUAGCAACAAAACAAAACCAACAAAAGUUAUGACGUUAUCUAUCUUCUUGAUUUCUCUUCUCUCUCUUUCGCCGGUUGUAUUCUCCGAUGACGCAUCUUUCCAAAAACUUCCGGUGCCGGGAAAUAGGUCAGGCACUGAAGCUUUCGCCAUUGAUUCCACCGGAAAAGGUUUCUAUACCGGAGUAUCCGGUGGUAAAAUCCUCAGCUAUACUCCAGGGAAAGGUUAUAUCGAGUUUGCCUAUAUGACGAAAUCCUCGAAGUCGCAAUGGUGCGAUGGAGCCCUUGGAACUGCUAAUGCCGGAAAAUGCGGCCGGCCUGCGGGAUUAGCAUUCAACGACAUUACAAGAGAGCUCUACGUGGCCGAUGCUGUAUUGGGUCUUCACGUCGUCCAUGCUGUCUUCGGCAGUAUGGCCAAGAAGAUAGCCGACAGUGUUGACGGCAAACCGUUCGUGUUUCUCGAUGGUCUCGACGUUGAUAACACUACCGGCGUCGUCUAUUUCACUUCCUUCAGCUCAAAAUUUAGCGCUGGCGAUGUGUUGAAAGCAGUGGCAUCAAAAGACGCUACUGGAAAACUCUUCAAAUACGAUCCAGCAAAAAAGGUUGUGACUGUAUUGCUAGAAGGUCUAAGCGGCUCAGCUGGUUGUGCCGUCAGCUCAGAUGGUUCGUUCGUGCUGGUUGGUCAGUUCACCAAGAGUAACAUCAAGAGGUAUUGGAUCAAGGGACCUAAAGCUGGUUCUUCUGAAGACUUCACCAAUGCUGUCUCGAACCCUGACAAUAUCAAGAGAAUCGGUUCUACUGGAAAUUUUUGGGUUGCUUCCGUUGUGAGCACAGCCACAGGAAUAACAAAUCCGUCGGCAGUUAAAGUUAAUUCUGAUGGCAAAGUGCUUCAGACAAUUUCGCUUAAGGAUGAGUUUGGGGAUACUCUGGUCAGUGAGGUUAAUGAGUCCCAAGGAAAGCUUUAUAUUGGAACUUUAUUUGGUCCUUUUUCCGGAAUCCUUAAGCUUUAAAGUGAUUAUAUGUAUAAUAUUAAGAGAAUAAGGCAUUAAGAAGUUUAGUGAUUGUUUCAGAAUAAUAAACCUUUUUAGACAUGUAAAAUUAUUGUUUCUAAAUAAACCGGAUAUGUAAUGUUGAUCUUGUUCAAAUAGUCAAAUAUAUAUGAUUUUUGUUUAAA
Brassica rapa (field mustard) is the source of this 1863-nucleotide messenger RNA. RefSeq names its product protein STRICTOSIDINE SYNTHASE-LIKE 11. Lineage: Eukaryota; Viridiplantae; Streptophyta; Magnoliopsida; Brassicales; Brassicaceae. The record is from RefSeq and is a predicted model, not a curated record. Gene Ontology annotation, cellular component: endomembrane system. Gene Ontology annotation, molecular function: hydrolase activity.